AUGAUAAAAAUCAACCCCAAAAUCUGCAAUUCUUUCCUUGGAAUGCAAUCGAUGAAAUCAUCUUGCGCUUAUUCCAUAUGCCAAAACUCUUCUACAGACUAUGAUACUUGCCCAAAAUGCAACUCCACAAGAUAUUGCUCUCAAAAUUGCCUUAGAAAAGAUUGGACGGCAUCUCAUCAAUUUACUUGCAGUCAACAUAAGACUGCUAUACAGGACUAUAUAGAGGAUAGAGAGACUAAAAUUCUGGGAAAAGGCUCAUACGGAGAAGUAAAACUUGUAAAAAACCCAACAUCAGGUCAGUAUUUUGCCUUAAAGCAAAUAAACAAAGAGCGAUUAAAAAGCGAUUCUUCUUUAUUAGUGAUGCUUACUCUCCCUCUGUAAUUGAGCGAAACAAUUGGAAAAUUUGGAAUUUUAAAAUAAAAUUUUUAAAUAUCUUUCUAUAUAUGAGGAAUAUAUUUUGCCUUAUCACAGGGGUUAGAGAAAUAAAUAUCCAUAAAGCUUUAAAGCAUCCCAAUGUAAUUCAACUAUUCCAGCACUUUGAAGAUGAUAAAAACGUCUAUAUUUUAUUAGAAUAUGCUCCGAAUGGGUCUUUAUUUAAAUUAAUCAAAAAGCGCCAAGGCCUUUCCGAAGAAAUUGCAUGGCAUUACUAUACGCAAACUUGUGUAGGUCUCAAAUACUUGCAUGAUAACCAUAUAAUUCAUCGGGAUUUAAAGCCAGAAAAUCUGCUACUCGAUCAAUAUGGCAAUGUAAAAAUCUGUGAUUUUGGAUGGUGCGUGCAGAGUACUGAGCAGAGGCAGACUUUUUGUGGAACUUUGGACUAUAUGGCCCCAGAAAUGAUUUUAGAAAAAGGGCAUUCUUUUGAGCUAGAUAUGUGGGCAAUUGGGGUGCUCCUCUAUGAGCUAUUACAUGGAUAUCCACCUUUUCGAGCAGUUAGAGAUACUGAUAAGUGCCAACAAAUUUUGCUACCCAAAUUAACUUUUGACCCAAAAAUCAGUCCUGAAGCAGCUGAUUUAAUUAAAAAUUUAUUAAGAACAAAUCCAGAAGAGCGCUUACAGCUGAAUGAAGUGCUAGCACAUCCAUGGAUUGCUAGAUACGCUCCUUCCAUCAAUACUAAUGUGAAUACAAAAGCAAUUCAUCCUGAGUAUGGCCUUGGAGUGAUAACCAAUAUAGAAGGUCUACUAUGUACAAUAUUUUACCAUGAUAAACACAAUAAAAAAUGUCAGUUAGCGGGAGGAUUCAGGUCCUAUAUCUGAGCGCAGUGAGAAAAGUCCAGGACUUCUUGAGAGUCUCGGCUCAAGAGGAUGGGUCUAUACUGAGUCUGGUGUAGAUCAGAGAGGUCAUAAGUGGCUUGGGGACAGAAACAGUUCGACGGUUAACGGUUAGGCCGACCCACCUACCGCUAUUCAGAGCUGUGGUCCAAGCUGAGGUCAAGAAGUACUGGACUUGAAGAGUUAUCUUAAAUUUAAACUUAAAUCAUGAUAAAAAUUUCACUCAAUAUUUAGCUGUUCCUGAUAUCCCGUAUAUAUUAGAAAUACAGCCAAACGAUCAAAAAGAAACCCUCCUACAAGAAAUAGAGUCCCUAAAAAGCAUUGAUUCAGAAGCUUCAUCUUUAACUAGAGAAAAAAGGCUUUUACAUAGAAUCCAUAAGUGAUGCAAAGCUCCUGUCAAGAGAAAAAAUAAAUUUGAAAGGAAAUUAAGAAAAUCAAUUAAUCUAAAGGAAAAAAACUUUAAAAUAGCUUUGAAAUUAGAAUUAGAGAGAUUUUCAGGGGAAAGCAGAAGCGAAAUGAGAAGCAGCAAUCAAAUAUCGGACGGCUCAUCUGUCAUCGAUAUAAAAGCGUUAAAAUUCGUUGAUCUAAGAGAACAAAAAUCGUCUACGUCUAACAAUUGUGAUGGGAAAACAACUGAAAUGACUGGAGACCAAAGCCAAAAAGCCUACCAAAAUGAUAAAGAGAUCAAGGAAUUCAAUCAAAGCCUCGAGCAGCAAAGAGAAAGAGAAUGCAGAGACUUCAAAAGGUUUCUCAAAACAAAUUCAAUUGGCUGCCAAACAAGAGAUAGCAAAGGAAAGACACCGAAUCAGCAAAAAUCUGGAAUUACCCACUGGUUCACUGCGAUUUUUGGCUGUGUUGAGAGAAGACGUACAAGAGAAUAA
Blepharisma stoltei is the source of this 2149-nucleotide messenger RNA. The record is from the annotation of a GenBank genome assembly. Lineage: Eukaryota; Ciliophora; Heterotrichea; Heterotrichida; Blepharismidae.